UAUUUUAUUUAUAGAUGGCUGAGACUGGACGAAGGCCUAGACGCGCACAACUUUAUCUUGAUACUCAUAAGAAACAAGAUGGAACAUAUGUGAAUGAGGCGGCAAAGAAAAUAUGUGAAAAAAUUGAGCUUUCUUUGAGCCAAAGCACGGUGGAUGAGUCUGAAGUUUCGCCGAAUGAUGCUGUUGGUAAAGUGCUAGGAAAAGAGCACUCUGGAAGGGUAAGGUGCUUAGGAUUAGGAGCUAUCCCCAGCAAAGUUUUUAAACAUGCAAGACCUCAUUUUUGUGGUAUGAAUGCUUCAAGUAGUGAUGCUUCAUGUUUGAAUCAUUGCUAAGAGAACUACAAUAAAUUGUUUAAUGCUCACAACCAAAUCCAAGAGAACUACAAUAAAUUGUUCACAGCCAAAGCCAAGAGAACUACAAAGAAAUAGCGAAUUCCAACAGACAAAUGAUGAAUGCUUUCAAGGCAUAUAUGAUAAUGAAAGAAGGGACAAUACCGGAACAAUUUGCGGGGUUCUUUGCUUCUCCUCCUACAACGUUAAAUAAACUUGUGAUUACUACUAUUCUAUUAAUAAUGUUAGUGCACUAUUUAGUUAAGCUCGCAAGAGAUUAGAUCUUUAUUUUGUUCUAGACUGAAACAUUAUUGGAGUAAAUUUCCUUGCAAUUUCAAGGUGUCCGGAACUUCCUUCUAAGUAUAAACAGUGUAAAGUUCAAGCUCCCGAGUCUUUCAAAAAAAUUAGGGGGUUAAAGUGCAAGUCAUCUCUUUAAUGCAUCCUUUUUGCUUACUGUUAUAGCUUUGUCUGUCAAAAUAGAUGAAAGUCUCCUUGUCUUCUAGGGA
Messenger RNA from Nicotiana attenuata, 835 nucleotides. RefSeq lists its product as uncharacterized. The coding region runs from base 15 to 332 and encodes 105 amino acids. The transcript has 2 exons. Lineage: Eukaryota; Viridiplantae; Streptophyta; Magnoliopsida; Solanales; Solanaceae. The record is from RefSeq and is a predicted model, not a curated record.